GUCGACAGGUAAGGCGUUUAGAUGCACAGUCAGCCGCUUCGUCUGAAAACACAUUUCCUGAAGAAUUAUCUAGGACCCAUUGAUACCACCUGUGUAACCUCAUCUCUAUGAAACAAGCAAGAUGCAGGUGACUUGGGGUUGGACAACAUGGAUAUUGGUCAUUUUCUCCAUCUACAUGUGGUCUUUACCAGCUGAUGCAGGAAGUCCACCUAAAAAGGGAGCCAAGAAGCCAAAAAAUGGAGCACCUGAAGUCAAGCUAUCUGACAAGACUGUGAUGGAGAGAGGCCUGGUCCAAGAAAACCCCAAGUCAAAGGAUAUCCAGAAGGAACAUGCCAACUAUUGCAACACAAAGGCAGAGGAAAGACACUUUACAGGAGGUGUGCUGGGCUAUGUCACCCCUUGGAACUCUCAUGGUUACGACAUUGCUAAGUGGUUCGGAGGAAAGUUUACUGCCAUCUCUCCAGUGUGGCUUCAAGUAAAGAGAAUAGCCUCAAGGGAGUUUACAAUCAUUGGAGCUCAUGAUAUAGAUAAAGGCUGGGUCAAAGAGGUCAAGAAGGGGAAGCGUCAAGUGGGUAUGGCUCCGAGACUACUGUUUGAUGGCUGGACUACGAGGGAUUAUGAUGCUGUCUUCAAAAGUGAGGCUGAAAUUAAAAGCUUGGCGGACACCAUAGUCAAAUUUUAUCAGAAAUACAAAUUUGAUGGCAUUGCACUAGAGGUAUGGAGCCAGGUCCGGUCUAUGAACAAAGAUGAUCUCCUACACAUGGUCGUUGAUAUAGCAGAUGCCAUCCGCAAUGCUGGCAUGGCUUUCUACCUCGUUAUACCUCCACCAUCACUUGGCGAGCAACAGUCUCUUUUUACAAAGGACAAUUUCGAUAUUUUGGCACCAGUGGUUGAUGGAUUUAGCCUUAUGACAUAUGACUUCUCUAAUGUACAAAGGCCUGGUCCCAACUCUCCCAUUGAAUGGGUGAGACUAUGUGUGGAAGCUCUUGUCCCAGAUCCAGGACCAAACCGUGCCAAGAUCCUGCUUGGUCUAAACUUCUAUGGCUAUGACUAUGGUCCACAAGCAGCUGAUGCAAUCAUAGGUCCUAGGUAUUUAGAAUUACUCAAAAAGAACAAACUAAAAUGGGAUACAAAUUCAGCUGAACACUACUUUGAAUACAAGGAUGGAUCUAUCUCUCGCCACAUAUUCUAUCCAACUCUUCAGUCAAUAUCAGCCAGAAUAGCUUUAGCUGAGGAGCUUGGCACAGGAAUAUCAAUAUGGGAGCUUGGACAGGGUUUGGACUACUUCUAUGAUCUAUUAUGAUAAGGGACAAUAUAUUAUAUUCUUUGAUAUUUGAGAAUAAUAGAUUUUUUUUAUUGUAAGAGGUAAACUUCUCAGUGCCUUAUUUGAGUAUUCAAUCAUCCUACCAGAUCAUUCUUAAGACUUGCAAGUAUCAAUGCUUGGUGUGAAUUCUUAAAGUUAGAGCAAGAAUGUCACUGAUGAUGUCCAUCAUAGUGCAGAUUUCAACAACAAGUACCCUGGACCCCCUCAAUAUUUAAAUGUUAACACUUGGUUCACAACCUAAAGGCUCAAAUUCACAAAGGAGCUCUAACUUUAACCCAUGGUUUAAAUCUUCAUUUACCUAACCCAUGGUCUAAAAUUAGCACAAAAUAAGCGUGACACAGUCAGAGGUCUAAUAUUAGAUGCGCGCAAGGCCUGGUACGUUUAUUUUGCGCUAAUUUUUAAACCAUAGAUUAUGUUAAUGAGGGUUUAAACCAUGGGUUAAGUUAAACUUCCUUUGUGAAUUUGGGCCAAAGAGUCUGUAACCUUGUAGAGCCCUGUGUACUUCCUAUGCGGAGCCAUACAUAGAGUAUGUUCCCAUCUGAAUGUGUU
Strongylocentrotus purpuratus (purple sea urchin) is the source of this 1873-nucleotide messenger RNA. RefSeq names its product chitinase domain-containing protein 1 (gene chid1). The coding region runs from base 122 to 1303 and encodes 393 amino acids. NCBI's taxonomy places the organism in Eukaryota, Metazoa, Echinodermata, Echinoidea, Camarodonta, Strongylocentrotidae. Gene Ontology annotation, molecular function: oligosaccharide binding; chitin binding. The record is from RefSeq and is a predicted model, not a curated record. The transcript is spliced from 11 exons. Gene Ontology annotation, biological process: carbohydrate metabolic process. Gene Ontology annotation, cellular component: extracellular region.